This is a messenger RNA of Annulohypoxylon maeteangense, 1522 nucleotides long. RefSeq lists its product as uncharacterized. Gene Ontology annotation, molecular function: calcium ion binding; gluconolactonase activity. Bases 443 to 1396 code for a protein of 317 amino acids. The record is from RefSeq and is a predicted model, not a curated record. The transcript is spliced from 2 exons. Gene Ontology annotation, biological process: L-ascorbic acid biosynthetic process. NCBI's taxonomy places the organism in Eukaryota, Fungi, Ascomycota, Sordariomycetes, Xylariales, Hypoxylaceae.
UUUUUCUAACUAUCGUAGUUUGUUUAAAAUGAGUUGGGUAUUUCUCCUACCCAUCAGUAAUUAUCUACUGAUAACUAGUAGGUAGGUAGUUACCAAGGACAUUGCGUGUAAUACAGCUCUGGAGCCUCUGGUAACCUUUCACGAACCGCUAGAGGUAUCACUAAGAAGGAGCUAGCAGCAGCUAGCUACACCACUAUAGUUCCGAACCGAGUCCCGCUAUAAACGCCUGUACCGACCCGGUGCGAACGAAUCUCCAAACUCCUCAUUAAAUUCCGAGACACGCAAAUCAUCUAAUUCUCCGUCAACCAACACGCAGCAGCCACACAAGCAAGGGGGCCUCUCUAUCCUGAUUCCUCAAAGUCCGAGCGCCUAACACAACAAAAUAAAGAAAUAAGAGGAAAAAAAGAAAGCUGGAGAUACGGAGAAACUCCCAAUCCUAGAAAUGUCUAGCACCGCCGAGACCAACCCCUCUCUGCAGCGAUGGCGCGUGACGGAGCCGUACCUGAACCUGCACUGCGGGCUCGGCGAGGGUCCGUAUUAUGAGUCCGCAACACACCAUCUGCGCUUCGUCGACAUCAAGAAAAAGCGUGUGCACAUCGUCGACCUCUCCAAACCCAAUCCUGAGUCCGCGGUUGAAACCAUCCAACUCGACACCCCGGUGACGGUCACAGCGGACAUCGACGGAACUGAUCCCCGCGAGCGCAUCGCCAUCGGCGCCAAAUACGGGGUCGCGGUGCUGGACCGGCGUUCCGGGAAGUACGAGUAUGUCUCACGCUUUGGCUCUGCAAGUGAUGGUGGUAGCGACGACGAGCGCAUACGCAGCAACGACGGCGCCAUCGACCCCCACGGCCGCUUCUGGCUCGGGACUAUGACCGACAUCGGUCUAGACCUUCGACCUGAAGGCUCCCUCUUCCUCAUCAACGGCACCACGCGCGCGGUGCAAUCAAUCCGGCACCCAGUGACGAUCCCGAACUCAAUCGGGUGGUCGCCGGACCAGCAGACGCUGUACUUCACGGACUCAGUCGCGCGGACGAUCUUCGCGCGGACAUACGACGCGCGCACCGGCGACGUCUCCGCCGAGCGCGUCUUCUACGUGCACUCCGGCCCCGGCGAGCCCGACGGCCACCGCGUCGAUGUCGAGGGGAACCUGUGGCAGGCCGUGUACGGCGAGGGGCGCGUGUUGAAGAUCUCGCCUGAGGGGAAGUUGGUAGGGGAGAUUACGCUGCCGACGAGGAAUAUCACGUGUCCGCAGUUCGUGGGCACGGAGUUGUUUAUUACGACUGCGGGGAUGGAGGAGGGGGAGGGGACGCCGGAGGAGGUUGAGCUUAGUGGUGCGGUGUUUAGGGUUGAUGUUGGUGUGAAGGGGUUGGAGCCGUAUUUGUUUAAGUUGAGUUAGGGCGAUGGAGAUGUUUAAGUAGGAGCUGGUAUGGGACGUGAGAUGAUGUAUUUUCACUUGUUGCUCUAUAGGUACAUAAUGUAUAUAAGACCGACACACCAAUAUCAAUAUCAAUCUCAAUCAAAU